Messenger RNA from Anarrhichthys ocellatus (wolf-eel), 2313 nucleotides. It is a transcript of the gene rbbp4, whose product is annotated as retinoblastoma binding protein 4. Lineage: Eukaryota; Metazoa; Chordata; Actinopteri; Perciformes; Anarhichadidae. Gene Ontology annotation, molecular function: protein binding. The record is from RefSeq and is a predicted model, not a curated record. The transcript is spliced from 12 exons. Bases 197 to 1492 code for a protein of 431 amino acids.
ACAGAGCGCGCGAAUGCACCCCACGUCUCUCACAACCUAGCUAGCUGUUAGCUUAGCGUCUUUCACAGUGUGCCUUUUAACAACACCAGGGGGUCUGCUGGCGCACGAGAGGAGGAUCUGAGAUAAGGGUAUUUGGGCUCCGCAUCUCAAUUAUUAGCCUCAAUUCGCUGUGGACUAUCAGCGACUUAUAUCUGCAAUGGCGGACAAGGAAGUGUGUCCUCUCUCAGCAGGAGCAUUUGAUGAUGCGGUGGAGGAGAGGGUGAUAAACGAGGAGUACAAGAUCUGGAAGAAGAACACUCCCUUCCUGUAUGACUUGGUGAUGACCCACGCUCUAGAGUGGCCCAGCCUCACCGCUCAGUGGCUGCCCGACGUCUCCAGGCCAGAGGGGAAGGAUUACAGCGUGCACCGGCUGGUGUUGGGCACUCACACAUCCGAUGAGCAGAACCACCUGGUCAUCGCCAGCGUUCAGCUGCCGAAUGAUGACGCCCAGUUUGAAGCCUCACAUUAUGACAGCGAAAAAGGAGAGUUCGGAGGCUUCGGCUCAGUGAGUGGCAAGAUCGAGAUAGAAAUCAAGAUCAACCACGAAGGAGAGGUGAACCGUGCUCGCUACAUGCCCCAGAACCCCUGCAUCAUCGCCACCAAGACCCCCACCUCAGAAGUGCUGGUGUUUGACUACACCAAGCACCCCUCCAAGCCAGUAGAUGCCUCGGGAGAGUGUCACCCCGAUCUGCGUCUCAGAGGCCACCAGAAGGAAGGCUACGGUCUCUCCUGGAAUCCAAAUCUGUCCGGCUCUCUCCUCAGUGCGUCAGACGACCAUACAAUCUGUCUGUGGGACAUAAGUGCCGUGCCGAAGGAGGGGAAGAUAGUAGAGGCAAAGACCAUCUUCACCGGCCACACUGCCGUGGUGGAAGAUGUCUCCUGGCACUUGCUUCACGAGUCGCUCUUUGGAUCCGUAGCCGACGACCAGAAGCUCAUGAUUUGGGACACUCGUUCGAACAACACGUCUAAACCCAGCCACGCAGUAGACGCUCACACAGCAGAGGUCAACUGUUUGUCAUUCAACCCGUACAGCGAGUUCAUCCUCGCAUCCGGCUCUGCAGACAAGACUGUGGCUCUUUGGGACUUGAGAAACUUGAAACUGAAGCUGCAUUCCUUCGAGUCACACAAGGAUGAGAUCUUCCAGGUUCAGUGGUCACCUCAUAAUGAGACCAUACUGGCGUCCAGCGGAACAGACCGCCGCCUCAACGUCUGGGACCUCAGUAAAAUCGGAGAGGAGCAGUCACCAGAAGAUGCAGAGGAUGGCCCACCCGAGCUUCUGUUUAUCCAUGGAGGCCACACGGCUAAGAUCUCCGACUUCUCCUGGAAUCCCAACGAGCCCUGGGUCAUCUGCUCGGUGUCUGAAGACAACAUUAUGCAAGUCUGGCAAAUGGCCGAGAACAUCUACAACGAUGAAGACCCCGAGGGUUCGACGGACCCCGAGGCCACGGCGUAACUCUUUCCUGCCGUGCGUCUCAACCAACGACCUCAUCACAAUCUGCGAUCUCCUGUACUUCCUUCCGCGCAGCUACUUCCUCCCACCUUCCUUUCUCUCUACUUUUCCCGUGGGACACCGUACGCUGUAAAUCACUGUAAAUACAAGAAAGAGAAUAAUCGUGUCAGCCGUGUUUUUGAAUACUCACAGUGAAGAGCUCUCCUUUAACUGAGUAACUUAUUUCCUGAAGAAUCUCACUCAUGUUUUUUUUUUUCCCGCACUGCGUAUAAAAUAUAUAUUUUUGUAAUCAAAUUGGCUCUCCCUCGUACACGGACAUGUUUUAGCGAAUACAUUUUCAAUAAUAAAUGAAAUGCUUUUUUUUUUUAGAACCUGAGAUGGUGAUCACAACAACAAGUGAUGAUUCAUAAUGUUGAGCUGUUAGAGUGUGAACAGCUCCCUCUGCACAUGUUGGAAAUGUUGCAGGAAAAAAAUAUUCAUGUUUUAAGUGAAAUGCAGUCCAGCUUUCUGACUAGAUGCACAGCGUAGUGACAGUUACUCUGACAGCUUGUUCUCAGGCUAGCUUACGGUCCUAAAGACGCCUCAUUAUCUCCCUCCUUCACUCACCGAAUUGUUCAGAUUUUCACACCAUCUGCUCCUCAAUGAAAUUACAAAAAAUACAUAAAAAAAUAAAGUUUUAAAUGUCCCUUUGUGUUCCCACCUUCCCUCACCUUGGUCCUACAUUAAUCAUUUGUCGUGAUAUAGAUUAGUGGUUGAACUUUUUCUGUGUUCAAUAUUUUGUAAUUGUACAGUGAGUGCAUUCUUAAUAAAAUGUUUCAUUGGUC